This is a messenger RNA of Amoebophrya sp. A120, 676 nucleotides long. Lineage: Eukaryota; Dinophyceae; Syndiniales; Amoebophryaceae. The record is from the annotation of a GenBank genome assembly.
CGCGCAUCCCGGGCCGGAUCUUUGGGUCCCUGUGCCGCUCUUGGCUCUUGCACGCUAUCCCUUUCUGGACCACCAGCAGCGGGGGCUAUUGGCAUGCCGGCAAUGCGCCGACCGGCUGGCUGCAGCGCGCGCGCGACGAGGCCGCCAAGGGAGAGGCCGCCCGGGGCCCGGCCGCUUCUCCUUGUGGCGCGUGGGGCGGGCGGGAGCGCCUCACUCAGUAUUAACUCCCGCCCUUGUAGCCUUUUGCCGGGCCCGGGCGGGCCGGGCCGCCCAUACUCCCUCCGGCCCUCCGCGGUGGCGGGCGGGGGGCGGAGUUCUACCGCUUGGGGGCCGCCGCGCCCCCGCGCCUGCCACAAAAAAUAAAAGGGAAAGCAGAAACCAAGCGCGCCGCGUUGCCGUGGGUUGCGCGCCCCGUCCUUCGUUCCAAGCGCAGGGCGUUCCGUGUGUGUCGCAUGGCCGGAGCCGCCGCGCGCCAACCAUGCUUGGAAGGAUGCAUGGCGCUGCCCCGUCGGGUCAGCACUAUGUCUUGGGCCCCUCGUUGCCCGGCCUUCCUCGAGCGGGGCUCGGGGGGGCGGCGGCAGGGGAUGAAGGGGUGGCGUCUGUAAAUGAGUAUAACGCGUGGUGCCCCUCCGCAUGUUUUUCGAAAUCUACUUGCUGGGCACGAAAGAUGGUGGUC